AUGAGCAUCCGAAGCAGGAGAGUCGCCCCGGGGUACCGGAGGAUGGGUUUGCAACCACAAGCAAAGCCUCUGCAAAGACCAUCACCAUCACUCAUACUGCCUCCGUGGAAGUCUUUUGACUCGUUGGCUCUUUUCCUUUCUCAGAUCCCAGAUGACGCCAAUGUGAGUUAUAUCUGGCGUGCUUUCAAGGAUGAAGGGCAUAUAUUCUCCAUUGACCUUUUCGAGGACUUUCAAGGGAGAAGAACUGCACAGGGGAAGAUACGCUUCCGGCCUCCUCCAUUCAGGGACUUUUGGAGCCAAGGUACCUACACGAUUCUGCUGCCAGGUGGUAAAUCUGCCACCAUCUCCGUGAGGCCUGAACUCAAUUCUCCGAACGAUCGGAUUCCCAGCCCUGUCUGUUCGAAUGAAUACUUUCCAGUUGAGAUUAGAAUCCCGCUUGCCUCCUUAGAUUUUGGCGUCAUGACCGGUGAAAACACCUUUUCACCAAUGCGGACUAUUGAAGAUUCAGUCGAUGGUGGCCUUCGCAUAGUCCUUGACGUGAAAGCCAGAGUUAUACUUGUUCAGUUUCGAAUCCAGAUUUUCGACUCCACAAAUGAGAGAGCCUCCGUGCGUGAUACCUACAAGAACUACCAGAUCAGGAUUCCGUUCGCACACUUGAAUGAGAUCGCUCAGGUGCCGAUCGCCGACACUCAGUCAGUAGCGCAUCUAGCCAUCCUAGAAUCCCCUCCAAUAUACCAGAGACGCAUAGAAGACAUCCGAUCGACAUUUAUGGAAGACAAUCAUUGGAGAGAUGCAGACACAUGGUAUAGACAGACCCAAAUCGUCCACCAGCCGCGGAGGCUGUCGGGCCUUCCCGUCAGUUUACAGAGAAAGCGUUCAGUCAUUGAUUUGGGUCGUUGGACUGCUAUCAAGUUUAAUUUUCGGGAUAAUUGCGAGAAUUUGGGACAAUUCAGGACCUAUGGCCAUAUACUCAAUGACUACAACAUCAAAGUGAAGGAUAGCCAACAUAACAUCCAAUUUGAUGAUAGCAAAGAGCGGACUGACCCUAUCUGGAAAUGGAUCGAUUUGCCGGAUGCUCAAGCCCCUUCAAAUAGCAUCGCUACCAAAUUAUCCUCCUCCUUGGAAUUCCUGUCUGAUUCUACUUAUGUCCAUCUCCCCUUCGCGGUUCGAUACCAACUGGAGGUCUGCAUUUCCAAUGGAUACCUUUCAGAAUUCAGUAUGACCAAGGAGUUCGCAAUACGACUGGCUGGGCUCGAGGAGUCCAGAGCCAAGAAGCUUCUAGAGCACGUAGCAACAGAAAAGAAACGUUACUACGAUCCCUUAAAGAUAUUCAAUCUCAAAUUCAUCAAGGGGGUGACAGAUGCGAAGAUACCGCCUUACUGCUGCUACAUGCGCUCCGCCAGAAUCACUCCAACCACCAUCUACUUCAGUUCACCCACCGUCGAUAUCUCCAACAGAAUUAUCAGGCGUUAUGCUGAGCACACAGAUCGAUUUCUUCGUGUUAGAUUUACCGAUGAGAAGCUUUUGGGUCGCAUAAAUUCAACCAUGGAUAACACAAAGAAUGAGGUCUUCACUCGCAUCAAAAGAGCUUUGGCUAAUGGUAUAGUCGUCGGGGACAGGCAUUAUGAGUUUCUCGCAUUCGGAAACUCGCAGUUUCGCGAGCAUGGCGCUUAUUUCUUCGCACCGCUACCGGGUCUCACGACUACUCAUAUCCGCGCAUGGAUGGGUCAUUUCAGCCAUAUACGCAACGUCGCUAAGCAUGCAGCACGGCUGGGCCAAUGCUUCUCAACGACUAGGGCAAUAGCGGGCUGUCCUGUGCAAGUCCAGAAGAUCGAUGAUGUAGAGCGCAAUGGCUAUGUCUUCUCCGAUGGGGUCGGGCGGAUCUCACGAUUCCUUGCGCAGAUGGCGAUGACGGAAUUGAAGAUAAAGACGCCAUCUGGUGACCCUCCAUCCGCGUAUCAAUUCCGGCUUGGGGGAUGCAAGGGCAUGCUCGUUGUGUCCCCCGAGGCUCAGCCUCAAGAGGUCCAUAUUCGCGAGAGUCAACGCAAAUUCUCGGCAAUUCAUAACAAUUUGGAGAUCAUUCGAUGGUCCCAAUUCGGCAUCGCUACACUCAACAGACAACUGAUCAUUGUCCUGUCGACACUGGGUAUACCCGACAGUGUCUUUCAUGCAAAGCUUCAGGACAUGCUCCAGAACCUAGAUCGAGCCAUGGAAAGUGAUACCCUGGCAAUCUCACUGCUCAGGAGAUACGUGGAUUCGAACCAGAAGACGCUGACUGUCAGUGAACUGAUAUCGGAUGGGUUCAUGAAGUCUCGGGAGCCCUUCUUGACUUCUGUGCUGACGCUAUGGAGAGCCUGGCAUCUUAAGUAUUUGAAAGAGAAGGCAAAGAUCGUCAUUGAACAAGGUGCAAAUCUUCUAGGAUGUAUGGAUGAGACUGGCGUGCUCAAAGGAUUCUAUUCCAAGAAUGACCCGAAGAAAAAUGACUCGCUCGAAAAGCAGCUGGCAGCGCUACCUGAAAUCUUCCUACAAAUCACUCGGCCUGAGGCAGAAGGCAGAGAAGAUGGAAAGAAAUACACUGUCAUCGAAGGCGUCUGCAUUUUGGCUCGAAACCCGUCCCUGCACCCUGGUGAUAUCCGGGUAGUCAGAGCUGUUAAUGUUCCGCAGUUGCACAAUCUUCACGACGUAGUUGUGUUGCCCCAAACUGGUGAUCGAGAUAUCGCCAGCAUGUGCUCCGGUGGAGAUCUUGAUGGAGAUGAUUACCUCGUCAUUUGGGAUCAAGAUUUGUUGCCCGAGGAUUGGUUUCAGCAACCUAUGAAAUAUACAAGCAACAGAGCUCCAGACUUGAACCAUGACGUGACUGUUGAUGAAAUCACGUCUUUUUUUGUGACCUACAUGAAGCACGACUGUCUUCCAAGGAUCGCACAUGCACAUCUUGCAUGGGCCGAUCGUAUGCAUAGCGGUGUCAAUGACGACAAAUGCAUACAACUGGCACAUCUCCAUUCAGAUGCUGUCGAUUACAAUAAGACAGGGAUUCCAGCAACUAUGACCCGCAACCUGCAGCCCCAUAUGUGGCCUCACUUUAUGGAGAAGAAGGGGAAGGCGGCCGACAAGAUCUAUCACUCGAGAAAAAUUCUUGGUCAGCUGUAUGAUGCCGUGGAGCGGGUCGAUUUCACACCCAGCCUUGAGAUGCCAUUCGACAAGCGUAUCCUGAACUGCAAGAUUCCAGUGGACAAGGAAUUAUACCAAUUUGCUCAAGACCUUAAGGCUGAAUACGACACGGCGACUCGUCGAAUCAUGGCUCAACAUGAAAUCAAGACGGAGUUCGAAGUCUGGUCCACAUUUGUGCUCGACCACGCAAACAUGAGCAAGGACUACAAGUUCCAUGAGGAGAUUGGCGCAAUAACUAUGGGGCACCUGGAGGGCUUCAAAAAGAAAUGCUAUGACGAGAUCGGUGGUCGCAAUUCCGAGCGGUUGGCACCAUUGGUGCUUGCCAUGUACCGCGUCACACAUUCAGAGAUGGCCGCUGCCCUGAACGAACACCGCGAAGCGUCUGCUUCAGACGGCACGGAGCCCUCGCACAAGAAAUCCGAUAUGAGCCAAUGGCCACUAAUUAGCUUCCCAUGGAUCUUUCCCCACGUUCUUGGCAAGCUUGCAAAAGGUCUCUAUGACUAUGAAGAACCCGAAGUCGCCGCUACAGAUGAGGCAGAGUUGACCAAUGAUGCUCCAACCGCUGUGGCCCACCAAGCUGAGGCGGACAAUGUUGGAACAGAAGAUCUCCUCGAGGACCCGUUCGGCCUGUUUGAGGGCGAGACAAUGCGUAGCACAGUCCGCCGCGAGCAAAACACCAGCACCCCGCAACGCCACAAGGAGAAUGUCCAAUCUCUCGAAGAGCUCCUCGAUUUCGGCCUCUCGGACCCUCGUCAGCCGUCAGCUUUAUCUACCACAGAGGCAUCAGACUUGACAGCAAGUCUGCUUGAGGUCGAUGGCAACGUGGCUAAAGUGGCGGUUGAUGCGGGCAAGUGCCCCGAACAAGCGCAAAUAAUCCCCGACAAUAACUCUGGGGGCGCUGACCUCUUCGAAGAAGAGGAGCCUGAACCUAAUGAGUUGUUCAAGCUCGCCACCUUGCUUGGAAACUGA
This is a messenger RNA of Aspergillus saccharolyticus JOP 1030-1, 4137 nucleotides long. RefSeq names its product RNA dependent RNA polymerase. The transcript has 4 exons. Gene Ontology annotation, cellular component: nuclear RNA-directed RNA polymerase complex. Gene Ontology annotation, biological process: siRNA processing. Bases 1 to 4137 code for a protein of 1378 amino acids. Lineage: Eukaryota; Fungi; Ascomycota; Eurotiomycetes; Eurotiales; Aspergillaceae. The record is from RefSeq and is a predicted model, not a curated record. Gene Ontology annotation, molecular function: RNA-directed RNA polymerase activity.